AUGGGCAACAAUUCCGCGAAAUACGAAACGGCCACCGAGGACGAUGAAGAUAUCGAGGAUAAGCCGAAGAGGAAAAAGACGAGAAAAGGAAAACGAAAAGCCCAAAAUGCAGAGCCAGAGUGUAGUUCGCCGAAGAAAAUCGCAAAACUUGACACGCCAAAAUAUGUUCACGAGAAGCUAUUUUUGCAGGGCGAGGGCAGCGAUGUGGCCGUGCUAGCGGUAGGCCAUCAAUGGAAUCUCCACAAGCUCUAUCUCAAACAGUGCAAAUAUUUCGAAGCACUCUUUAGAGAAAAAUCCGAUUGGAAAGAGCGGAGUGAAAACGUGGUGAAGUUGGAGUUUCCCGCCGGGAAGGUCACCGUUGAGGCGCUUCACCAAGUGCUUGGCUCGCUCUACUCGAAUGAGAUCACAUUAGAGAUUGGGGAGAUCGAGGGGAUCCUUUCAGCUGCCUCGCUGCUACAAUUGGAGAGCCUCCUUGACCGUUGCGCCGAGAUGAUGUGCCAAGAUAUCGGCGAUGAUCGAGUGCUGAAAUUCCUUGAUUUGGCCAUCAUGUACGGUUUGCCGACGGUCAUCCAAAAAGUAACUUCAUUCUUGACAAUUAACUUUUGGCGGCUCGCAAAGGAGAAAAAAUUUCUAGCCGAAAUUAGUCUAGAAGCCUUGGCUCGUUUGAUCUCCUCACCGGACACUCUUGUUAUGGAAGGGGAACAAGAUCUCUACAAUAUUAUCAAAACGUGGAUCUAUCUGAACCAAGGAGGUCAAAUUCUGGACGAUGAAACAGCGCACAGUGAGGCGCUAGAAGAAUUCUUCCGGCGACACGACUCAUCGAAAACGUUUGAGCCCUAUUUGGCGCUUUGGAGUGGCAUACGCCUUCAUCACCUCGUCACCUCGACGGCGAGCAUGAAAAUUUUGGAACUCGACAAGAUUUACCCAAAACAGAUUCUGAAAGAAACGAUUGUCGACACGUGGAAGUGUAUGAUUCGAAAUGAAGAGGAUCCAAAGCUUGGGCUAUCGAUUACGGACGAUGUGUUCAACUUGUGCGCGCUGCGACAGGGACGCGUCGUUGACAGUGAGCCGAAAUGUUGGCGCUGGACCGGCUACAACAAUGGGAUCGAUAUUCUACUCAAUUUCUCGCAUGGAAUUUUGACGAUGAAGCGCAAUUGUUUGACGCAAUCGACGCCGUACUCGGUGAAUAUCAGCAGUGAGAGAAGUGUUCAUCAUAGAAUAGUCUUCACCGAUGCGAAUGGAGCGCAAAUUUUUGACACCGGUCGAAAACUUGUCAAUCUUUCGCCGGAUUUGUCAAUAACGGUAGCUCGUUUGGACAAGUACAAGCUGCCAAUCUCCGUUCAUCUCUUCUACCUUGUGCAACAACCAUCACAGCCCGCUUUUUUGUACAUCAACAAAUGGAUUAAGAAGUGCGGAAUAGGGAAAGUAAAGUACCCGAUGGAGAGCGGCGACUCGUCGUGCACCUCAUCGGAU
Molecule: messenger RNA, 1473 nt
Organism: Mesorhabditis belari
Lineage: Eukaryota; Metazoa; Nematoda; Chromadorea; Rhabditida; Rhabditidae
Source: the annotation of a GenBank genome assembly